AUGGCUCCGUCAAAGAAAGUCGUGAAAAAGAAUACGUUGCCAUUAGAAACGCUGAUUCGCAGAAGAAAUAAUAUUUUGGGAUCUGCUAAAUUGAUCCAGGAGUUUGACUCCAAUUACGUUGUGGAACAAGCAAAUCAAGUUCCAGUGCGAAUCGAGCGUUUGGAUGAGCUAUGGGAUCGCUUCGAAAGCGUCCAAGAAGAAAUCGAGCUAAUGGAAGGUGAAGAAGAAGUGUUCGCAGAAUCUCGACAAACAUUUCAGACUCUGUACUAUGAGCUGAAAGCCUCGCUAAAUAGUAAAAUUCAGAGAUCUGCAUCACCUGUCCUUAGCCGAAGAAUUCCCGAAAGUGUUGUGCCCCCUGUGAACCCCACUCUUUCCGUGAAACUUCCUGAACUGAAACUCCCUGAAUUCCACGGGAAUCCCGAAGAAUGGAUCGAAUUCAGAGAUCUUUUCAAAUCCGUGAUUCAUACGAACAAUUUGAUCUCUCCUGUGCAGAAAUUGCACUAUUUGCGUGGUUCCUUGAAGGGUGAAGCCUCUCGUAUCAUUUCCUCAAUCGCGAUCUCUGCCGACAAUUACGCGAUUGCGUGGAAAGCUAUUUGUGAUCGAUACGAGAACAAAAACUUUCUCAUCAAGCGUCAUAUGUCAGCCAUUUUGAAAAUCCCCUCAAUUAGGCGGGAAUCUGCCGUUGGGUUGGCUGAAUUAGCUGAUGAGUUCAACCGACACGUGGGAAUUCUCGAUAAGCUGGAGCAGUCUAGUGAACACUGGAACUCAUUCCUCGUUGAGCAUUUGAGUACCUUACUCGAUAUAAAGUCCCUUAUGGAGUGGGAAACACAGUGCCAAGAACAGGAAUCUCCCACUUACUCCCAGUUGUAUGAGUUCAUCCAUAAGAGGUCUCGAAUGCUCCAAAAGUGUAAAGUGUUAACCAACACGAACACAAGUGUGCAAAUGAAGAACACUAGAGGAAAAUCCUCUGCAUCUCAUGUCGUGUCGGAUAAUGUUGUGAAGUGCCUAAGUUGUAAGCAGGCACAUCAACUCUCGCAGUGCCCCACUUUUCUCAAGCUUACUCCGAACUCUCGUCUAGACUUUAUAAAAACCCAUCGUCUUUGUAUCAAUUGCUUGAGAAGUGGGCACUUAGCGAAAGACUGUCGCAGUAGUGUGUGUAGAAGUUGUGCCAAGAAACAUCAUACAUUGCUUCAUCUCCCUCCUCGAAACUUUAAUGGCACAACUUCUGAAGAAGUAAGUGAAAGUGAGACUCCACAAACCUGCAUAGCUGUGUCGACUGCUGUGACUACCAACACGUCAUCAGCACAAUCGUUCUCGGUAUCGCGAGCACCGCCGGUGGUGCGAUCGUGUCCGUCAAAUUCGUCGUCGCCGGUUACCCACACCCGAUCGAGUGGUGAACCGUCGUUUGGGUUGCUCUCACGGUCGGGAGAGCAGGUUGUCGAAUGCCCUCCUCUCGCGUCGCAGCAAUAUUCGUCGUCAUUCGAAAAUGAACCACCUUCCCCCCAAGAACAGCCCACAUCACUCACACAAGUCACUUCUCCGGAAAAUGCCACUAUAUUCCUAUCUACCGCUCUGGUGCGAAUAUUGGAUCGCCACGGUAAUUAUCAUCUCGCACGCGCUUUGCUCGAUAGUGGAUCGCAAUCAAAUUUUAUAUCCGAAUCGUUAUGCCAACGUUUGGAUUUGAAGCGCAACAAAAUCAACUUACCCAUCUGCGGUAUCGGACAAGCAACAGUUAAUGUCCAUUACAAAGUGCAUGCAAAAAUCACUUCUCGCUUCAAUCAAACCGAAUUUACACUCGACUGUCUCGUUUUACCCAAACUAACGGUUUGUUUGCCCAGUCUGAACGUUAAUAUUUCUGACUGGAAAAUUCCUCGCAACAUUUCUCUUGCUGAUCCGAAAUUCAAUAUUACCCACGGAAUCGAUCUAUUAAUUGGCACUGAACUGUUCUUCUUGCUUCUCGAAUCACACCAAAUCCUCCUUGGCGAAGGACUGCCAUUGUUACAGCGCACAGUUCUGGGGUAUGUAGUGUCCGGAAAAUCAAUUUUCCCAAUCCGUGAACACAUCGAUAUGCAACACCGCCAUAAUGCAGCCACCGGACUUAAACGAACAACUCGAACGAUUUUGGCAAAAGCGUUAACCGCGGAUGAAAAGGAGGUAGAAACGCACUUCGAAAAAACGUUUUCGCGGAGUGCCGACGGUCGAUAUGUGGUUCGACUACCUCUUCGCGAAGAACUAGUUCCAUUGUUGGGUGACUCAUACAGCACAGCUGUUCGUCGUUUUCUGCUAUUGGAGAAGAGGCUGUCAGCUGAUCAGCAAUUGCGAGAAGAUUACGAGAAGUUUAUGCAGGAGUAUGUGAUGUUGGGCCAUAUGGAAGUGUGCCGUCGCGUCGCGGGCCCGCAGUUCUUUCUUCCGCACCAUGCAGUGCGACGCCCUGAUAAUACCACCACCAAAACACGAGUCGUGUUCGAUGCCAGCUGCAAGGCAUCGGGUCAGCUGUCCCUGAACGACGUUCUCCACACAGGCCCGACGGUACAAGCGGCUCUUCUAUCUACAGUUGUAAACUUUCGAAAGCCGAAGUAUGUCUUUACAGCAGACAUAGAAAAAAUGUUUCGCCAAGUAUGGGUGCAUCCAGACGAUCGAAAAUAUCAACAGAUCAUUUGGCGAAAAGAUCCCUCCUUACCCCUCCAAGUCUACCAACUCAAGACUGUAACAUACGGUCUAGCCAGUUCACCGUAUCAUGCUGCGCGCGUACUCAACCAGCUUGCCGCCGAUUAUCAUCAUGAUCACCCCCUCGCCUCCUCAAUUAUCAAGCAUCGAACGUACGUGGAUGAUACAUAA
This is a messenger RNA of Uranotaenia lowii, 2838 nucleotides long. RefSeq lists its product as uncharacterized. Bases 1 to 2838 code for a protein of 945 amino acids. Gene Ontology annotation, molecular function: nucleic acid binding; zinc ion binding. The transcript has a single exon. NCBI's taxonomy places the organism in Eukaryota, Metazoa, Arthropoda, Insecta, Diptera, Culicidae. The record is from RefSeq and is a predicted model, not a curated record.